This is a messenger RNA of Nomia melanderi (Alkali bee), 2628 nucleotides long. NCBI's taxonomy places the organism in Eukaryota, Metazoa, Arthropoda, Insecta, Hymenoptera, Halictidae. The record is from RefSeq and is a predicted model, not a curated record.
AUAUAUUGUAAAUGUAUAUUGUAAAUGUAUCGAUGACAGAUUAAAGCACAGUUUGUUACAAAAUCCUAUGUAAAUUUGUUAUUGAUCUAGCAAUUUAAUUUUGUUGCUUGUUUGUAAUGGAAAGAUAACGGAUACGUUUGAUAUGUUGAUAAUUGGCGAUUUAUUUUAUAGACGAUAUUUCUAUGAAUAAUUCUUGUGAUCCCAGAGAAUAAAAUGCUCCUGUAGGUGUUGUUGUCGCGUCGGAUCAAUGAAUUUCAAAAAUCACGACGGAUUGCUUUCACGAAUUUUUAUACGAACUUGAUGGUGAAUAUGAAUCAGUGAAACGUAUAAGUAUUCGAAUACGUUCGUUUUGUUAGUACCUUAUGUGUAUAUUGAAUUUUACAACCGACGAUUUAUUUUUAAUUAAGAAUUACUACUUUAAUUGGAUUACACAUAAGUAAACUUUAAUGUCACUGGAAAUUUAAUCUUCGUGAAGAGGCGGGCUUGAUAAAAUGAAACAAUAUACCGUGUGUGGAAUGUGAACAUGAUAACUACGAGUUAUCAUUUCCAAACUUCGAUUUGAACGAUGAAAAUCGUAGAUACAGCAAAAAGGAUUUAUAAUUAUAGCUGAUGGGAGUAAGAUAUUUCUAAGGACAGUGCACGUGCGGAACGAAAUUUUGAAUCAUCUGGGAAAUAUGAUUUGAAAUCAUUUUCUUUUACGAGAAAAUUGCAAAAUUUGUAAUUUUUCAGAAAAACAUAAUACAGUUUGUGCCUUUAACCUAAAGUGUGAUCUAGACGUUUACAAAAUGUUUGAAAACAUAAAUUCUGAAUUACUACCAAUAAAAGCCCAUUAUUUUUUAUUCAAUGCUGCCACUGGACCAAUAGUACCAUUUUUACCAACAAUUGCAAAACAAUUAGGCUUCUCUGGUUUUUUAGUGGGUACAAUAUAUACAAUACUACCAAUUUCGGGUUUAAUAGCUAAACCUUUGUUCGGUGGCUUGGCUGACAAAUUUAAGAUCCACAAAAUACUAUUCUUAAUAUUUCAAGCAGUAACUGCCAUAGCCAUGUUUACAAUACAUUUUAUUCCUGAAAUAGAUAAGAGUGCAAAUGUUACACUCACAUGUAAUGGUUACGGAUCGGUAGAAAUAUGUUCAAAAAAUGGAUUUUCAGACAGAGUUAUGCAUAAUGUAAUUACAGAAUAUCACUUGAAUGUAUCAUGUCAGAUGUCCUGUAAAGGUACAAAAGAAUUUUAUACUGAAAUAUGUGAGCAUUGGAAUGCAAGACAGUUUUGUAACUUAACAGACACAAGCAUUAUUUCAGAUUAUAAAACAUUUAAAUUUACUGUAGGAUUCGAUGAAUAUUACGACCUUAAUCUGAAGCAAUGUGUAGAUGUCCGUAUGCUUACUGCUACAUUCGAAGAUAAUAUAAUACAUAAACCAGCUUGUCAAAAUUAUGUUAAAACAACAUGUGCAACUACAUGUCAUAAUAAUUCAAUUUUUAAUCAACUUUUGGAAGAGGCUUAUAUUCCUUACAAUAGCACUCAGGUCUCAGGGUAUCAGUUUUAUUCAUUUCUCUGGGCAACUAUAAUUAGUUGGAUUGGAAUGGCAGUUGUAGUCAGUGUAGCAGAUGCUAUAUGUUUCAAUCUCCUUGGAACUGACAGAAGGAAAGAUUAUGGGAAACAAAAAAUGUGGGGCAGCAUUGGUUUUGGUAUUUUUGGAAUUAGUGCAGGAUAUUUAGUAGACUUAUUUAGCCAAGGAAAAUUGCAGAAAGAUUAUACUUGUAUAUUUUACAUUAUGCUGAUCAUUAUGAUAUUGGAUAUCAUAGCGUCAAUAACUUUAAAACAGAAAAAUCAAGAACACUCUGAGGACGUGUCAUCAAUAUUAUCGGAACUAUUUACCAUCUGUAAAGAGGGUAAUGUACUGGUAUUCGGAUGGUGGUGCAUAGGUGCUGGAAUGUGUACCGGUGUAAUAUGGAAUUUCCUAUUUUGGCACACCGAAGUCUUAGCAUCUGGUUCUCAAACAACAUGGCUGAAAACUUUACAAGGCCUUAUGACUGGUAUACAGUGCUUUUUAGGAGAGUUACCUUUUAAUUUUAUCUCGGGAAAUGUACUGCGAAAACUAGGUCAUGUAAAUAUUAUGGGUUUAGUCUUAUUGGUCUAUGCAAUUAGAUUUAUGGCAUACAGUACAAUACCAAACCCCUGGUGGUUCUUAAUUAUUGAAAUACUUCAUGGACCAUCUUUGGGUCUUUGUUGGCCUACUAUGGUGUCAUAUGGUGAUAAAGUAACACCGCCUGGUACUAAAGCCACUAUACAAGGAUUUAUUGGUGCUAUAUUUGAAGGAAUAGGCGUAUCAAGUGGUAGCUUAAUAUGUGGAUGGUUAAUGGACGUAUAUGGCGGUGUUACAACAUUCAGAGUUUUCUCAGUAGGUGCAUUACUAUGGUUAACCGUCUUUGGGCUAUUACAAUUGUAUCUCCGAAAACUUAAAACAUCGCCGAUACGUAUGGGCCAUAAUCAUUUGGCAAACUAUGCUAAUCCGGAAGAUGCAAUUCUUAUGACAAUGAGUCGCGAAUUUCAAACUUAUUAAUAAAAGACAAUAAAUUUUUUAGAAAUUCUAUACAUUUACUUAGCUGACUUACUUUGCAAUGGCUGUC